Messenger RNA from Salvia miltiorrhiza (redroot sage), 1095 nucleotides. RefSeq lists its product as uncharacterized. Lineage: Eukaryota; Viridiplantae; Streptophyta; Magnoliopsida; Lamiales; Lamiaceae. The coding region runs from base 101 to 1069 and encodes 322 amino acids. The record is from RefSeq and is a predicted model, not a curated record. The transcript is spliced from 3 exons.
CGAUUCAUCUACAGACAAACGACGACAGAAGCUGGGCGAUUCAUCGGGACGAGAUUCACAAUCCGGAAGUGAGAUAUUUCAUUCUCGACUAAUUGCGAUCAUGAGUGAGGCUACCGGCCAAGACAGUAGCGAGGGUGGUCGGUGCAAGACCUCGAAGUCCGAUAAGACUCGGCGAAGCUGGACUCUGAAGGAGGAGGAGAUUUUACUAGUGUCGCUUAAAGAACUCGUUGUCCAGGGUUGGAAGGCUGACAAUGGGUUCCGAGCAGGCUAUCUUAACAAACUAGAAGUGUCAAUGCGUACCGCGUUUCCUGGCACUGAUUUAAGAGGCAUGCCCCAUAUCAAUUCUAAAAUCAGUGCUUGGAAGAAGAAUCACAACUCGCUGAGAGAUGCACUGAAGUUUAGUGGUGUGGGGUUUAAUCUGAAUGGGACUUUUAUGCUUGACUGCAAUAACGAGCAAUGGGAAAUGAUUGUGCAGCGUGAUAAUAAUGCAUCACGUAUGCGAUUCAAAAGUUGGCCAAUGUUUGAGAGUUGGAAGGAAGUCUUCGGGAAUGAUCGUGCGACAGGUGAUAAUGCUGAGGAUGUUAUGGAGGCUGUUCAUAAGAUGUACCAGGCUGACAACCUUGCGAACGGCGGUAUGGAUGGCGCACCAACUCCCACAUCCGCUGAAGACGCAUCCACCGAUGAGGCAGAGGACAGUGUUUGUCAAGUUCAGAAGGAACAUGCAGCUGCUAAAACUAAGAACAAGAAGCGCAAGGCCACAGAUGAGAAUAACAUGAUGGCUGCUGUACUUAGAGAGAUUGGGCAUGAAACCGGCGGACGUCUUGGAGAUCUAGCAACUCGUGUUGGCUACGAGUUUGAUCUUGGAAUGGCUAGGCAAACCGUCUUCGAUCAACUUGGUAAGAUCCCUGGGCUGGAUAUAAAUGAGAAGUUUGAUAUCUGUGAAAUUUUGGCCGAUAAGGUGCAGCGUUUGGAGAUCUUCAUUGGGCUGCCGGAUGAAGCUAAGCCGCAUUAUAUUGCACGUCUCCUUCAGUCACGUAGAAGUGAAAACCGUUCCCACCCUAAUGCUUAGUGGAUCUUUGCUAUCUUUUGUGAACU